Molecule: messenger RNA, 1089 nt
Organism: Didymosphaeria variabile
Lineage: Eukaryota; Fungi; Ascomycota; Dothideomycetes; Pleosporales; Didymosphaeriaceae
Gene: CKB1
Product: casein kinase 2 regulatory subunit
Exons: 1
Coding region: 1-1089 (362 amino acids)
Cellular component (GO): cytoplasm; protein kinase CK2 complex
Molecular function (GO): protein kinase regulator activity
Source: RefSeq, a predicted model, not a curated record
AUGUCAUCGUCGUCGCAGGUCACCGAGUCAUGGAUAUCGUCGUUCUGUGGGCUUCUAGGCCACGAAUACUUCGCCGAAGUAUCCGAAGAUUUUAUUGAGGACGACUUCAACCUUACGGGGCUGCAGUCGCAGGUGCCCAUGUACAAAGAAGCGCUGGAAAUGAUACUGGACGUUGAACCGGAAGACGAUGAUGACGAGGAAGAGGAGGAGGAGGAGGAUGAAGAAGACGACGAGAUACUGGGCGACGAGAGACCGACGCCGUAUAGAAGGGCCAGCGACCGAAGACACCUCCGGAUAGCUUCCGAUCUUAGUGUGAUAGAAAGCUCCGCCGAGCUGCUGUACGGUCUGAUACACCAGCGCUACAUAACUUCACGACCUGGAAUCCAGCAGAUGGCGGAGAAGUAUGAGUUACAGCACUUUGGCACAUGCCCGCGCGUGCACUGUAACUCGACCAAAGUGCUGCCGGUCGGCCUGAACGACAGCCCUGGUCACGAGACAGUCAAACUAUUCUGUCCUUCCUGUCUCGACGUCUAUACUCCGCCUAAUUCGCGCUUCCAGACCGUCGACGGCGCUUUCUUCGGCACCACAUUCCCCUCGCUCUUCUUCAUGACAUUCACGGAUCUCGACAUUGGAAGCGGCAUCCGUAACAACCCCACAACCGCCGCACAGGCUCUUAUACAAAUACAAGCUGAAAACGCAAAGAACAGCAACACCACCCCUGCGAAUGUCACUUCUAUAAACGGAAUUGCACCUCAUAACUUGGCACCUGGGAUAGGUGCGGGCAAUAUCUACGAACCUCGCAUUUACGGAUUUAGGGUGAGCGAGAGGGCGAAGUCAGGUCCGAGGAUGAAAUGGUUGAGAAUGAAGCCGGCAGACGUGACGGAGCUGGACGAGACAAGGAGAUAUUGGGAGAAUCCACCCGAUGACGCAGAUCGACCACAUGAUGACGAUCUCAACAUGGUGGACGUAGCAGAAGGCAAAUCCGUCGACAGCAGAAAGAAGAUUUCAGCGAGGAGGAAACGUACCAACGGCUCAGGCAACGGAGGCGGGAGCCCCAUGGAUACGAACGGUGUCGGUGCUGCAGGCUAG